Messenger RNA from Thecamonas trahens ATCC 50062, 1656 nucleotides. RefSeq lists its product as uncharacterized. Gene Ontology annotation, biological process: SCF-dependent proteasomal ubiquitin-dependent protein catabolic process. The record is from RefSeq and is a predicted model, not a curated record. Lineage: Eukaryota; Apusomonadida; Apusomonadidae. The transcript is spliced from 2 exons. Gene Ontology annotation, cellular component: SCF ubiquitin ligase complex. Bases 1 to 1656 code for a protein of 551 amino acids.
AUGGCAUGCCUCCAGGACGCAGCUAUGGCUGCCAUCGCCGCCACCUUUCGGGAGGGUGGCCCAGCUUCGCGGUCUAUGGCUACCGCUAUGGCCGUCCCCGGGGCGCUCACCGCGGACGUCGCCGCCCGUCUUGUCGAGUGGGCUGCCGCGCGCCGCGUGCUCUCUCUGCCGCUGCUCGAGGCUGUGAUCGCCACCGCGCUCCCGCUGCAGUCUCUGGUCAUAACGCCGCACCUUCUUGAUGCGCCACUCACUGCAGCUUCGCACGCCGCCACAACAACGUGGAUGUACUCGGGCGCGCCGUCGCCGAACCCUGCGACGGCCGCUGCGCCGCGCCUCGCCGAUGCGCUGCUCUCGCUCCGCAGCGUCGCGCAUCUCUCGCUCGCCAACAUUGACGCGACUCAUGGCGGUGUUGGCCGUGUUUUAGCCGCGAUUCUGGCGUCGCCGGCUGCGCCAGGCCUCGUCUCGCUCGACAUCUCGUUCUCAGACUUGGGUCCCGCUCUCUUUCAUGCUGCUGCUGCUGCUGCUGCUACUGACACGCCGCUGACGGCACUCCGCUCGCUCCGCUUGUACUACUGCUCGGAUUUAGCCGAAGACCAGCUGGCAGCGCUCCUCAAGCUCGCGCCCCAUCUCGUGGCACUCGAUCUCGGAUAUUCGGCCGAUGUAAGUCUGGCCUCGCUACUGGUGUCGCGGCUGGAGCGCGCGCCCGACAGUGCAAUCGCCCGUGUCGUCCGCCAGCUGGAGUGCCUCUCACUGUGCGGCCUCGAACUGACCGACGCCAUCAACUGUGUUUGUGACGAGCCUGUCGGUGACGUGGCCACCAUCGUCAAGCUGGUGCAGCGCGCCCCGGCGCUCACCUCGCUCUCGCUCGGUGGCAUUCGCUAUCUUGACGUCGCCGGUGCGUCUGCCAUUGUCGCCGCCACACACGCUCCGCUCUCCUCGCUCUCGCUGGCGUCAUCGUUUGUCCAGCUCUUGCCGGACUCGCCACUCGCUUCAAGCUCCCUCGCCCAUCUCACUGCUCUCGAGCUCCGCGCUAUCGCAUGGAUCGACGAUGCCUGGCUGGUGGCUUGGGCGGACGAGAUGGCUGCCGCCGGCGGUUGCCUCACAACACUCGGCCUGGCCAACACUAGCGUAUGUUCGGAAGGUGUCGCAGCCAUCGCUGCGGUCUCGCCGCGGCUAGAGAAACUUGAUCUCGGAUGGAGCGAGGUCGACGACGCCGCGCUCGACGCGCUCGCGCACGGCUGUCCGCACCUUAGCAUGCUGCGACUGCGAUGCUGUGAAGAGGUGACAUCGCCGGCACUGACUGCACUGGUGGCGGCAGCGCAAGAGCUUGUUGUCCUCGAUCUGGCGCGGAUGAGCGCCGUGACCGACGAGGUGCUCGCCUCGAUAGCGCCGUCAUGCACCCGGCUCGACGUCUCGUGGGCAAACGAGGUGACUGAUGUCGGCGUCGCGGCGCUUGUUCAGCGGUGCCAGGGCAUGCGCAUUAUCUCGCUGCAGGGCUGCAAGCAGGUUACGCUCGCCGGCAUGGGCCCGUCGCUCCGCACAGGCUGGCAGGACCUCGUCGCGCUCGAUGUCUCCUGCGUACCCGCCCCUGCGGAUCAUCUUUUACCACGAGACCGAUUGCGAGGGCAAUCCGCAGACGCUCAUGUCGUGGGGUGA